UUUUCGACCCUUCCCCUCUAUGGGUUCAGAAUCGCUAUGUAUAUAUGGAGGGUAUCCGCUGUCUCGACCUGCAAGUAACCAGCCAUGCCUCACUCAAAGACGACGACCCUUCUUCUUCUCCUGAUUGGGGCUGCCACGGGAUUAGCGUGUAAUGCGCCUUUCCAGUCCGUGGCCGGCGGCUGCUACUACGUCGAACAGAACCUGCAGCUGGAUUGGGCGGGAGCUCGUACCUUCUGUCACAACCUGGGCGGGGACGGCGGCGUGGCAGAGCUCGCCGUCUUUGAUUCCUGCGAGACCUUCACACUCCUGGCCGGCUACCUCGGCUUCAACACUUACGAACAGUCCACGCUCUGGGUCGGCGCGCACACAGAGUUCACGGUCAACAACUGGCGGUGGGUGAGCGGCAUGCCCCUGGCCAGCGGCGUUCCCUUCUGGGCGCACGCUCAGGGCCACGACGAUGGUGAGGACUGCGCCGCCAUGGACAGCGCUUCCUUCUUCCAGCUCUCCGACUUCGACUGCAGCACGCCCAUGAGCUUUGUGUGUGAGCUUCCUGAGGCCAAGAUGACCCGUGACCAGGAAACCAAGGACGUCAACAACACCAUCCCGGUCCUGAGCUGCCCGAUCGACAGCGUGCAGGUGGGCGAGUACUGCUACUGGUUCAGCAGUAACCUGAAGACCUGGUCCAACGCCGAGGACUACUGCCGCACAAACUUCCUCAGCAACCAGGGCGAGCUCUUCGCCCCCAGCACGUGCGACGAGUUCACCAAAGUGGCGCACCAUCUCGACGUGGCUGAGCGUGACAGGAGUCACUGGGUGGGCGCCGCUGACUCCACCGGUGACCAGGAGUGGUACUGGGUGUCCGGCACCACGGUGCCCGGGGGCGCGCCUUUCUGGGCCACCGGUGAGCCCAACGACCACAUCCUCUCCAACUUCUGCGGUCUGAUGUCCCACAAGAAGCGCUUCUACAUGGAGGACGAAGGCUGCAUGAACCUGCAUUACUUCAUCUGCAAGCUGCACUCCGUCGUGUAGGGCGAUUUGCAAACCGACUACCUCGAUCCACCCAUCCGGCGGCACGGGCUGCACACGACACCACUCAAGCUCGUGCUGUCCACCUCACUGACGCAAGAGUUAACUACUGUUUUCUUUUUGCAUCCCUUUCAUCUUUCACUAAAUUUGGGAACAACCCUCCUUAUAAUGCAUUCGAAUAAAACCAUCUCUACUUAAAA
Molecule: messenger RNA, 1226 nt
Organism: Eriocheir sinensis (Chinese mitten crab)
Lineage: Eukaryota; Metazoa; Arthropoda; Malacostraca; Decapoda; Varunidae
Product: macrophage mannose receptor 1-like
Exons: 6
Coding region: 85-1029 (314 amino acids)
Biological process (GO): biological process involved in interspecies interaction between organisms
Cellular component (GO): external side of plasma membrane
Molecular function (GO): carbohydrate binding
Source: RefSeq, a predicted model, not a curated record